GAGAAGACGUUGCCUUUUGGCGGUUCGAUUUAGGAUCUUUUCGACGUUUUAAGGGACUUAUUCACGCCAAGUUCUCAUGUUGCACAGUACAGAGGAGUUAGAAAGGUUGCGGUUAAAGAUUUAGUGGUGAAAUACCGACGGAGUUACACCUUGGAGGGAAAAUGGUUUGCGCUGAAUAUACCACUUUAGCCUCGCGAGUCGUUGAGGUCCUAACUUCCUAAGUUAGCUCACUAGUUUCACACUAUAUUGCAAUAAGCGAACUAUUUAACACGUAUUGAGUCAUAUCUUGUUUUACUUUUAAAUAUUUUUUUAAUAUCCACGCAAGGCCAUGACGUCUCGCGGAUACGUUUCAGACACCCCUCUCGGUGCAAUGGAUUUUCCCAUCAUGGACUCUUUUCACUGACGGUAAAUAUUGCUCCUUCUUCAACGUCUAAACUGGGCGUCUGUCCGCUCCGGACGUGUUAGAACAACGUUCUUGAAUACAUUCGCGUGUUUGCUGGCCGGGUGCGUCGCAGGAACCGUGGACUGGCCUUCGGGAGAAUGGAACCGUAAUCGAGGGGCCGUGUGAAGCAGGCAGCGCCGCUUGUACGUGCUUCGGGUUCCCAAUGAGAAGCGCACAGCCGCGCUGAGCUCUCUGUGUGUGUGUGUGUUUGUGUUUAUGUGUGUGUGUCCGUGGGACUGAUGGUGUGUAAUUAACCACGCUGCCCGUUGUGAUCAGACGCCCCCCUCAUCCGCCCGCCGCCGCCGCCGGCACACAGCACCAUGAGCGAGCUGAAGGACUGUCCCCCGCUGAAAUACUACGACUUCAAGCCGGUGGAGCAUGUGAAGCUGUGCCCCCGCUACACCGCCGUGCUGGGCCGCUCCGAGGACGAUGGCAUCGGCAUCGAGGAGCUGGACACCCUGCAGCUGGAGCUGGAGACCCUGCUGUCUUCAGCCAGCCGCCGCCUCCGGGCCCUGGAGGAGCAGAGACAGAUCCUCACGGACUGGCAGGACAAGAAGGGAGACAAGCGUUUUCUGAAGCUGAGCAAGGACCCGGACCCCGGCGCCCCGGUGCGCCACAAGCCCAAGAAGCAGAAGCUGGACGGCAAGGGCGGCCACGGAGCAGGCCCCGGGCCCGGCAGGCCCAAAUCCAAGAACCUGCAGCCCAAGGUUCAAGAAUACGAGUUCACGGAUGAUCCGCAAGACAUCCCCCGCACUCCAAAAAACGACGCUCCCAACAGGUUCUGGGCAUCGGUUGAACCUUACUGUGCCGACAUAACAAACGAAGAGAUCCGACUGCUGGAGGAGCUUCUGAAACCUCCGGAGGACGAGGCCGAGUAUUUUAAAAUUCCGGCGUUGGGGAAACACUACUCGCAGCGGUGGGCUCAGGAGGACCUGCUGGAGGAGCAGAGGGAAGGGGCCCGAGCCAAUGACAAGAAGAAGAGCCUCAUGGGAGGGCCGCUGUCCGAGCUGGACGCAAAAGACGUAGACUCGCUGCUGAAGAAAUCCGAAUCCCAGCACGACUCGCCGGAAGAUGGUUGUCCCUUUGGUCCUCUCACCCAGCGGUUGCUUCAGGCCCUUGUAGAGGAGAACAUUAUAUCCCCCAUGGAGGAUUCUCCCAUACCGGACAUUUCAGGGAAGGAUGCUAACGACGGAGCGGGGACUUCUCCUCGGAGUCAGGGGAAAGCUUUUAGCGUCCCUCACACGCGGUCCCUGGAGGCGCGCAUCAAGGAGGAGCUGAUAGCUCAGGGGCUGCUGGACUCCGAGGAGCGACCCGGACAAGGAGGAGACUCUGAGGACGAGGUCCUCGCCGAGCUGCAGAAGAGACAGGCGGAGCUCAAAGCGCUGAUCGCCCACAACCGAGCCAGGAAGCAGGAGCUGCUCCGGCUGGCAAAGGAAGAGAUGCGCAAGCAGGAGCUGAGGCAGAGGGUGAGGGUGGCGGACAACGAGGUGAUGGAGGGAUUCCGGCGGAUCAUGGCGGCCAGGCAGAAGAAGCGCACGCCGACCAAGAAGGAGAAAGAUCAGGCGUGGAAGGCGCUGAAGGAGAGGGAAAGCAUUCUCAAGUUGUUAGAUGGAUAAAAGAAGCAGCGUCCUCCUUUGCUUUUCUUCUUCUCUUUUACCCACAGCUCGGCCCGUCCUCACAGACGCAGACAGCAGAAACUUUCCCGUAGAGUAUAGUUUUAUGUGGAGUAGUUCUAAUAGCAUGGAAGUCCAUUUUGAUACUCGGCCUUGAGUAAAUGUCUUUUUGUACAGUAUUUGUUGGAAUUUGUUUUCUGUGUUGCCCCCUUUUUUUUUAUGAUUGUCAUGGUAAAAAAAUACACCACUAUUGGGUAUGAAACAGAACAGCUAAAUGUUUUUUUUUAAAUAACGACUGUACAGACAAGUCUGAGGAAAAAGUGCAUGUUCUGCAGUCUCUUCCUCAGGACACACAACAUGAGGCUGGUAACAAACUGUCCCACCUUCUCCAGUAAUAAAGAUCAAACGUGUUGUGGCUUUU
Fundulus heteroclitus (mummichog) is the source of this 2476-nucleotide messenger RNA. RefSeq names its product transcriptional adaptor 3 (NGG1 homolog, yeast)-like (gene tada3l). NCBI's taxonomy places the organism in Eukaryota, Metazoa, Chordata, Actinopteri, Cyprinodontiformes, Fundulidae. Gene Ontology annotation, biological process: regulation of transcription by RNA polymerase II. Gene Ontology annotation, molecular function: transcription coactivator activity. The record is from RefSeq and is a predicted model, not a curated record. Gene Ontology annotation, cellular component: SAGA complex.